Molecule: messenger RNA, 1131 nt
Organism: Oppiella nova
Lineage: Eukaryota; Metazoa; Arthropoda; Arachnida; Sarcoptiformes; Oppiidae
Source: the annotation of a GenBank genome assembly
CAGACCGCUGUAUAGCCCCCACCCCUACCCCUCCCACCCCUCGAUAUCUUAACAUUAUUUGUGUUCAUCUCUUUAAAUAGCAUUCAAUGGUUUCACGUUUUACUGUUACAUGUGUUUUGAAAUGUGUUUUCAAAUGUGUUCAUAACAAUCAUAUGGUUAGCGACGGCUUAAGAGGACAGGGAUGCAAAACGACGACGUGAUUUGGAGUGUUCUGAACGGAAGCUUCUGUUCCCAUAAAGUGCAGACAAAGACUCAGCACUUCUGUCGCAAUGAGUACAACGUGUCGGGUCUGUGCAGUCGGACGGCCUGUCCGUUGGCUAACAGUAACUACGCGACGGUUAGGGAGGAGAAAGGGGUUUGUUAUCUGUUCGUGAAGACCAUCGAAAGGGCGGCCUUUCCAUCGAAGUUGUGGGAGAAGACCAAACUGUCGAAGAACUACGACAAGGCUUUGGAACAGAUAGACAAGAGUUUGCUGUAUUGGCCGAAACACAUGAAACACAGGUGUAAACAGAGGUUAACCAAAAUCACUCAGUAUUUGAUACGAAUGAGACGACUGGCGCUCAGGAGGCAGAAGAAGUUGGUUCCCAUUCAGUCGAAAGUGGAGAGAAGGGAACGCAGGCGUGAAGUGAAGGCUCUUCUGGCGGCCAAACUCGACAACGCCAUCGAAAAGGAGUUAUUGGAGAGACUGAAGAGGGGAACGUAUGGAGACGUCUAUAACUUCCCGCAAACAGCCUUUGAAAAGGCUCUCAACGAAGAAGAGGUGGACACCGAUGACCGACAGGUCGAAGAGGAACAGGAGAUGGAGAGCGACACGGAAGAGGCGGCCGUCGAAUACGUGGCCGCAAAUGACUUCCAAGAGAGCGAUGACUCAGAUCUGGAAGACUAUGACAAACCCGAAGACGAGUCUUCGAGUAGCGAUGAAUCGGAUGAAGACAUGAGUAGUGCGAAGAAAGGCCGCAAAAAGCCCACUAAAAGUCGGCCUAAGAUUGAGAUCGAAUUCGAGAGGGAAUACGAAACGGCCGGUCCUUCGCGUCUCAAAUAGUUUUCUCAAAAUAUUCAUACAAUUCAUUACAAAAUAAUUAUAACAUUAUUUGAAUAAAAAUAAUAAAAAUUUUAAUUUUUCUAAUACUG